CACCACAGCCUUUAUGGAAUUUCUACACCUUCCUCUCUCUGCUGGAUUUGUACUUCAACUGCCCAAUAUAAAGCCUCCAGUUCUGAGUUCAUGCUCUCACUGAUCUCUCUCUAAGAGAUCCCAGUUUUGUUUUCAAAUGGUUUAUCGUUUCUAGUUCAACUUUCAGUUUCAAGAUUUGAUCUGGAUACUGUGUUCCUUUUCUUCAUUGGUUUCUCAAGAAAAUGGCUCCAAACAAUUCAGUUGCAGUUACAAUAGAGAAGCCAAACAACUCUUUCUCAAAGACCAAGUCUUUUGAGAAGGAGAAAGCAGCCAGCACUAAACAGUUCACAUGGGUUCUUCUUCUCAAAGUCAACAGAAUCUUUGCUUGUCUCUCAUGGCUUCCAAUGGCAUUCAGAAAACGCAUUACCUCAUCGGACAUGAGCGACGAGGAGCCGAGGAAUCGAGGGAAGUUGUAUAGAUUCAUUCAAGCGUUUCUUGUUUUGUCAAUUGUGGCUUUGGGAGUUGAAGUGAUUGCUCAUUACAAGAACUGGAAUUUGAAUCUGGUUCAUCAUCCUUGGGAGGUUCAGGGUCUGCUGCACUGGUCUUAUAUGGCUUGGUUGUCUUUCAGAGUUGAUUAUAUUGCUCCUGUGGCUAUAUUCCUCUCUAAAUUUUGCAUUAUACUGUUCUUGAUCCAAUCUCUUGAUAGAUUGGUUUUGUGUCUUGGAUGUUUCUGGAUCAAGUUCAAGAAGAUAAAGCCAAGAAUUGAGCCAGAUGCUUAUGAUGUUGAAGACCCUUCUAGCUUCCCAAUGGUCCUUCUUCAGAUUCCCAUGUGCAAUGAGAGAGAGGUGUACGAACAAUCCAUUGCGGCCGCGUGCCAGAUGGAUUGGCCAAGAGACAGACUUUUGAUUCAAGUUUUGGACGACUCAGACGACAUAAUUCUGCAGAAUUUGAUCCAGGACGAAAUCUCGGAAUGGAGUCAGAAAGGCAUCAAUAUAAUCUACAGGCAUAGAUUGAUCAGAACAGGGUACAAAGCUGGGAAUCUUAAAUCUGCCAUGGGUUGUGAGUAUGUCAAAGACUACGAGUUUGUGGCAAUUUUUGAUGCUGAUUUCACACCCAAUCCUGAUUUUCUUAAACUCACUGUUCCUCACUUCAAGGGAAAUCCAGAAUUAGGACUAGUCCAGGCUAGGUGGUCAUUUGUGAACAAGGAUGAGAAUUUACUUACAAGGCUGCAAAACAUUAACUUAUGCUUCCAUUUUGAAGUGGAGCAGCAAGUUAAUGGUGUUUUUCUAAAUUUCUUCGGGUUCAAUGGAACCGCUGGAGUUUGGAGGAUUAAGGCUCUGGAAGAAUCAGGAGGCUGGCUAGAGAGAACAACAGUUGAAGACAUGGACAUUGCUGUUCGAGCACACUUGAAUGGAUGGAAAUUCAUAUUCCUCAAUGAUGUAGAAGCCCUCUGUGAACUACCAGAGUCCUAUGAAACUUACAAGAAACAGCAGCACCGUUGGCAUUCGGGUCCAAUGCAGCUCUUCAGAUUAUGCCUUCCAGCUAUCUUAACUUCCAAGAUAUCUAUAUUCAAAAAGGCCAACUUGAUAUUUCUGUUCUUUCUUUUGAGGAAGCUAAUUCUUCCCUUUUACUCAUUCACAUUGUUCUGUAUCAUACUUCCAUUGACCAUGUUCAUUCCUGAGGCUGAACUUCCCCUUUGGGUAAUUUGCUAUGUGCCCAUUUUCAUGUCCUUCCUAAACAUUUUACCAUCCCCAAAAUCUUUCCCUUUCUUAGUCCCAUACCUACUCUUUGAAAACACAAUGUCCGUGACAAAAUUCAAUGCCAUGGUCUCCGGUCUAUUUCAACUGGGAAGUUCUUAUGAGUGGGUGGUGACAAAGAAGACCGGAAGAUCAUCAGAAUCAGAUUUGUUUGCGCUUGCAGAAAGAGAAUCCUCGAGUGAAGACAAGAUCCUAAGGAGGAACUCCGAGUCUGGUUUAGAAUUGUUGAGCAAACUCAAGGAACAAGAAGUAGCACCUCCCAAGAAGAAGAAGAAAAAUGGGAUCUACAGAAAAGAGCUUGCUCUUGCUUUCCUCCUACUCACAGCAUCAGCAAGAAGUUUCCUAUCAGCUCAUGGAGUUCACUUCUAUUUCUUGCUUUUCCAAGGCUUGUCCUUUCUUGUUGUAGGCUUGGACUUAAUAGGUGAGCAGGUUAGCUAAAAGCUUCAAACAAAGCGUCAAUUGCCCACAGUUAUUCUUUGAUAGAUAUAUGUUGAACUGUAAGAGACAUAUUUCAAGCUCUUUGGUGUUCAAAGUUGGAUUCAAUUACAUGUAGACACAGUUACCAUUUUCCCAUAUGAAAUAGAAGGUAAUAUGCAUGAUAUAAAUAUCUAGUUAAUUGUACAAUGAUAUUUGUAACCAGUGAAAAUAAUGACAAUCUUUAUAACAAAAUUUCAGUUAUCUUUCC
Fragaria vesca subsp. vesca is the source of this 2421-nucleotide messenger RNA. Its product is annotated as xyloglucan glycosyltransferase 4-like. Lineage: Eukaryota; Viridiplantae; Streptophyta; Magnoliopsida; Rosales; Rosaceae. Bases 222 to 2174 code for a protein of 650 amino acids. Gene Ontology annotation, molecular function: glycosyltransferase activity. Gene Ontology annotation, cellular component: Golgi apparatus. The record is from RefSeq and is a predicted model, not a curated record. The transcript is spliced from 4 exons.